AUGUCGCAAAAAAUGCAAGAAAUUCUAUUUGAACGUAUUGAAGGAGAGACAUCGCAAGAGUUGGAAAAAAGAUUUGAGGUGUUCUAUCGGACGAGACAUUAUUAUAACAAUUUUUGGGAUGAGGAUCGUUGUUCAGUGCAAAGCGUGGUAUUCAAAAGAAAUAGUGGUGUUGGACGGGAGGUACGCAUUCGGGUUUAUGUAGGAGCGGUGGAAGGAAAAUUUGCGAAUGGAGCGUAUAAAUCGGCUGAAAGGUCAGGAGGCG
Messenger RNA from Dentiscutata erythropus, 262 nucleotides. The record is from the annotation of a GenBank genome assembly. NCBI's taxonomy places the organism in Eukaryota, Fungi, Glomeromycota, Glomeromycetes, Diversisporales, Gigasporaceae.